Messenger RNA from Trichosurus vulpecula (common brushtail), 3426 nucleotides. RefSeq names its product cytochrome P450 2C23-like. Gene Ontology annotation, cellular component: intracellular membrane-bounded organelle; cytoplasm. The record is from RefSeq and is a predicted model, not a curated record. Gene Ontology annotation, biological process: xenobiotic metabolic process. NCBI's taxonomy places the organism in Eukaryota, Metazoa, Chordata, Mammalia, Diprotodontia, Phalangeridae. Gene Ontology annotation, molecular function: heme binding; iron ion binding; oxidoreductase activity, acting on paired donors, with incorporation or reduction of molecular oxygen, reduced flavin or flavoprotein as one donor, and incorporation of one atom of oxygen. The coding region runs from base 24 to 1505 and encodes 493 amino acids. The transcript is spliced from 9 exons.
CUGUAAGACCAUCUCUCAGGGCAAUGGAUCCUUGGGGACUCAGCACGACUGCCCUCCUGGCUUUUGUCCUUUUCCUGAUCUUGUCUCUAUGGAUGCAAGGACUCAAAAGGGGGAAGCUCCCACCAGGUCCCACUCCUCUUCCCCUUAUUGGCAACAUCCUACAACUGAAUUUGAAGAACAUGGCUGCAUCAUUGUCACAGCUAGCUGAAAAAUAUGGCCCCAUCUACACUUUUUAUUUUGGAACCCACCCUGUUGUGGUGCUACAUGGAUAUGACAUCUUGAAGGAAGCUCUAGUUGAUCAAGGAGAUGCGUUUGUAGACAGACCAAUUCUUCCAGUGAUUGAGGAUGUAAUCAAAGGAAAAGGAGUUAUUGCAAGUCGUGGAGACAGGUGGAAACAACUUCGCCGAUUUUCCCUGAUGACCCUAAGGAACUUUGGAAUGGGGAAGAGGAGCAUUGAAGAGAGAGUUCAAGAAGAAGCUCAAUGCCUGGUGGAGGAGCUCAGGAAAACGAAUGGUCAGCCCACUGAUCCCACCUUCAUCCUUGGCUGUGCCCCCUGCAAUGUGAUCUGCUCUAUCCUCUUCCGUGAUCGAUUCAAGUACAAUGAUGAGAAAUUUCUACAUCUGAUGAAGUUGUUAAAUGAAGGCUUUCAGCUGCUUAACUCACCAUGGACACAGCUCUACAACUUUUUACCAGCACUCAGAGUGUACUUUCCUGAAAAGCUUAAAAGAAUUCAUAAAAAUUCAAAAGAAAUGCAACAUUUCAUUUUGGAAAGAGUAAAGGAGCAUCAAAAGAUACUGGACCCUAACAACCCUCAAGACUACAUUGACUGCUACUUAUCCAAAAUGCAGCAGGAAAAAGAUAAUCCCCAGUCUGAAUUUGACUUGGAGAAUCUAAUAAUUACUGGAAUAAACUUAUUUGGUGCAGGAACAGAGACAACGAGCCGUACUCUAAGAUAUGGCCUGCUGCUCCUUCUGAAACAUCCUCAGGUCCAAGCAAAAAUUCAUGAGGAAAUUGAUCGUGUGAUUGGACCCAAUCGAGUUCCUUCCAUAAUGGACAGACAAGAUAUGCCCUAUAUGGAUGCUGUGGUGCAUGAAAUGCAAAGAUUCAUUGACCUCAUACCUCUCAACCUGCCCCGUGAAGUAGUCCAGGACAUCCAGUUCCAACAAUAUGUCCUCCCAAAGGGCACAACAGUCUUCCCCCUGCUCUCUCCAGUCUUGAAUGACAGCAAAGUGUUUCCCAACCCUGAUCAGUUUGACCCCCAGCACUUCCUGGAUCAGAAUGGGAAAUUCAAGAAAAGUGACCACUUCGUGCCUUUUUCUAUUGGAAAACGGUCUUGUCUUGGAGAGGGCCUGGCAAGGAUGGAGUUGUUUCUGUUCUAUACCACCAUUCUACAGAAUUUCACCCUCAAAGCAGUUGGAGAUCCAAAUGAAAUUAAUUUCAAGAAUGAUCGUGGUGGCUUCUUCAACGCCCCAGACAAUCAGCAAAUGUGCUUUCUUCCUCGCUAAGGAAUAAGACAAAGUUGAUUUCAUAAAUUAGCCAGCUGUUUUCAUCUUCUGGACUCAAUGCUCUCAUGUUUUAGAUUGGAAUCCCCUUGAUGGAAAACAGUUCCCACCUACUGAUUUAAAUGGGUCUUAAUUUCCAGAGACAGGACAGGCAGAGUUUCCUGUAUGUCAUUUUGUAAUAGGGGCUACCUUAUAGGAGUUCGUGCACAACCCUCUCGCCAAUGACUCCAGUACUGCUCUAAUUCCCACCCUCAAUUCUAAUUUUUGGGUGUGGAGGAAGAUCUCUAAAAUAUCUUCCCCCUCCCCAAGCGCCAUUUUUAUUUGCAAAUUUCAAAUAUCCUCACCAAUGAUUUUAUUUUGUAUUGCGUAGCUUUUGGUUGUGAAUUUAGGGGUAUAAGAAACAUAUGAUGUUCCAUUCACUCCUGAUGUGCAAAUAUGUGCCUGCAUUUCCAUACAUUGAGGUUUUAUGACUUCAGAAGCAAAAUGGUAUUAUUGAAGCAGCCCCGACUUUGAGGGUGGGGACCAGGGACCAUUCCUGACUCUAAUGCUAACAACUUGCAUGGCCUUUUAUAAGUCACUUCACUAUUUAUUCACACAUCAUAAUCUUCAUCUCCACAAUGUAUGGGUUUGACUCCAUGGACCUAAAUUUCCCUACUGGUUCUCCAUCUCUGAUACUCUGAUCAGUGGACAUAGUCAACGCACCCACCCAUGCUUUAGUGGACCAUUUUCAAAGGUUAUAUUCAAAGAAGAACUCUCCCUUGAUAAUAGCCACAGUAGUGAUGGACUUUUCUGCUGUUGGCUAGGAUGGUCACCACUCUCCAUUGAUGGAGUCAUAACUUCCUAGUUCUGUAAAAUCUUGUGGAGUUUAGGUUCUAACCACGUAAGAUCACCUCCAUGAUACAACAUAACACAGUUCAUGAAUCUGUCAGGGAUCUAUGAGCAAGUCUGAACUGAACUAUAACUUAGUAGGUAAAUCUGAGAAAAUUGCCUAAAGUUCCUAUAUAUCAUGAGACUUGCCUACGGUCUCACAGCUCUAAAGGGUUAUAAGCAGAAUUCAGACCUGCAUUUUUCAGACCCCUAGUCCAACAUUCUAUCCACUAUAACACACUGCCAUCUCUUCUUGUGGCUCAACCUUCUGCACCCACUUUUUCCUUCAUUUCCAUGCCUCCCUGUUUUCCCAGAUACUCACUCCAUCUCUUGACACACUCUCUUCCUUUCAGAAUCUGGUUCCAAUGGUGAACCAAUUCCAUCUUAAACUGAUCUCCAUGUCAAAAUCCUUUGUUCCAUUGCCUUAUGAAGACAAACCUUCUUUACUAAAUUCCAACAAGAAAUUACUCCUAAAUCUUGCCUUCUCUGUUAGGAUUUGCUUGGUACUGGACACAGAACUCCUUUCUGACUGACUAAUUCUCUCCAUUCGGCCUCUUUUCUAAGAUGUCUAUUGUAUACUUAGUCUUCCCACAUCCCCCUCUCUCUCACCAGAUAACUGAACUCAAUAUUUCACUGAAAAAAAUUGAGAGUGUCUAUCGGCACUUUGUUCUCCUAUUCUAUAUUCUAAUUCACCGCUCCAUCACACACACACAUACGCGCAUACACACACACACACACACACACACACACACACACACACACAUACACACACACACACACACACACACACACACACACACACACUUCCUUUUGUUCCAGUAUGGUAGAAGGAGGUGGAGUGACAGUAAAUGAAGGUAGUAUUUCUCAUUACAACUACCAGCCCAUCUAUUUGGGUCCUUAAUCACUUCUCCUCCUUUCUCCUCUGACAGCUCGUGCCUUCUAUCCUCCCUUGUCUUUUCCUAAUUUUCAAUCUCAGCUGCUUCCUUCCCUCUGCUUGCAAUCAUCUGCACAUCUCCCUCAUUCUUAAAACAAAAUAAAAGCUCAUCUAAUUCCCAGA